AUGCCACUCCUUGAAGUCCCCUCUCUUUUCGAGCUUGCCGCGUCUACUACAAAUGGCUUCAAGAAUCACCCAAAGCCUUUACUAAUGAAAUCCCCUGUUAUGCAGGCCUUUGAAAACACAUCUACCAAUGUGGCUGCGAGCCAAAUGCGAAAUGCCCUCAACAACCUCGCCGAUACUGUCAAAGACCCCGCAGAGAAGAAGCGUUUCGAAGCCGAAAUGGACAACUUCUUCGCUCUCUUCAGAAGAUAUCUCAAUGACCGAGCAAAGGGCAAUACCAUUGACUGGGCCAAGAUUAACCCUCCCAACCCAGAUCAGGUCGUCAACUACGACAAACUCCCCAAUAGUGACGCUGUUGAUUUCCUGAAUAAACUCGCUGUUGUCAAGCUCAACGGUGGUCUUGGUACUUCCAUGGGUUGUGUCGGUCCCAAAUCCGUCAUUGAAGUCAGAGAUGGCAUGUCCUUCCUUGAUCUCUCAGUUCGCCAGAUCGAGUACCUCAACCGCACUUAUGAUGUCAAUGUCCCAUUCGUCCUGAUGAACAGCUUCAACACCGACGAGGACACUGCUGCCAUCAUCAAGAAGUACGAGGGUCACAACAUUGAUAUUUUGACCUUCAACCAAUCCAGAUAUCCUCGUGUGCUCAAGGAUUCGCUUCUCCCUGCACCAAAGACCAAUGACUCUGCACUUUCCGACUGGUAUCCACCUGGACACGGUGACGUUUUCGAGUCGCUCUACAAUUCCGGCAUCCUUGAUCAGCUACUUGACCGAGGAAUCGAGAUCAUCUUCUUGUCCAAUGCUGAUAACUUGGGCGCUGUUGUUGAUCUCCGAAUUCUGCAGCACAUGGUUGAGACCAAGGCUGAAUACAUCAUGGAAUUGACCGACAAGACCAAGGCUGACGUCAAGGGUGGUACCAUUAUUGAUUACGAAGGCAAAGCCAGACUUCUCGAAAUUGCACAAGUCCCCAAGCAAUACGUCAAUGAAUUCAAGUCGAUCAAGAAAUUCAAGUACUUCAACACCAACAACAUUUGGAUGAACCUCCGAGCUAUUAAGCGCGUUGUUGAAGCCAAUGAGCUCGAGAUGGAGAUCAUUCCCAAUGACAAGUCAAUCCCGGCAGACAAGAAGGGUGAAGCAGAUAUCAGCAUUGUUCAACUUGAAACUGCUGUUGGUGCUGCCAUCAAACAUUUCAAGAAUGCUCACGGUGUCAACGUUCCUCGAAGACGCUUCUUGCCAGUCAAGACUUGCUCCGACCUUAUGUUGGUUAAAUCCAACCUUUACACUUUGAGCCAUGGUCAAUUAGUCAUUGAUCCCAACCGAUUCGGCCCUGCUCCUUUGAUCAAGUUGGGCAGCGAUUUCAAGAAGGUUGCUCAAUUCCAGAAGAGAAUUGGCAGCAUUCCCAAUAUCGUGGAAUUGGACCAUUUGACAGUCACUGGCGAUGUCAACUUUGGCCGGGGUAUUGUUCUCAAGGGUACCGUCAUUAUCGUUGCCACGGAGAACAGCACCAUUGAUCUCCCUCCUGGAUGUAUCCUCGAAAACGUGGUUGUCCAAGGAAGUUUGAGAUUGCUUGAGCACUAG
Molecule: messenger RNA, 1569 nt
Organism: Exophiala bonariae
Lineage: Eukaryota; Fungi; Ascomycota; Eurotiomycetes; Chaetothyriales; Herpotrichiellaceae
Gene: FYU1
Product: putative UTP--glucose-1-phosphate uridylyltransferase
Exons: 2
Coding region: 1-1569 (522 amino acids)
Biological process (GO): glycogen metabolic process; UDP-alpha-D-glucose metabolic process
Cellular component (GO): cytoplasm
Molecular function (GO): UTP:glucose-1-phosphate uridylyltransferase activity
Source: RefSeq, a predicted model, not a curated record